ACCACGUCGGUCGUAUUCUCGGUACCCUGCGCACCUCGCCGAGCGACCCCGUCGACGCGAGUCGGCGCCAUCUUGCACCCGGGCAUUCCGACCACCCUCUAGGGAGCGAAGGGACCGGGAACUCGGGAGAGAGCGGCCGCCCAGAUCGUGCCGCCAGAAGUAGUCCGUCCGCCGCCGACUUUGGUUGCCACCGAGAACCCACGAAAAACCGACGACGACCCUGCUCUAGCAAACUCUCGAGCCCCGAGAGUCAUCACCAGGGACACCUCCGGACGACCCAGAUCCGGUGAUCCAGGAUGCCGAAGCCGAAGCCUCAGGAGGGGGAGGAUCCCGACCCAACCCCGUACCUCUUCGUCUCCCUCGAGCAGAAGAGAAUCGACCAGUCGAAGCCCUACGAUGCGAAAAAGGCUUGCUGGGUACCCGACGAGAAGGAUGGAUACCUCCUUGGGGAGAUCAAGGCGACCAAGGGGGACGUCGUCUCCGUUGGCCUGCCUGGCGGCGAGACCAAAGACUUCAAGAAGGACCAGCUGCAGCAGGUGAACCCGCCCAAGUACGAGAAAUGCGAGGACAUGUCCAACUUGACCUACCUGAACGACGCUUCCGUUCUUCACAACUUGAAGCAGCGUUACUACCACAAGCUGAUUUAUACCUACUCUGGCCUUUUCUGCGUGGCCAUCAACCCUUACAAGAGGUACCCCGUGUACACCUCGAGGUGCGCCAAGCUGUACCGUGGUAAGAGACGUAGCGAAGUCCCACCUCAUAUCUUCGCCAUCUCCGACGGAGCUUACGUCAACAUGCUGACCAACAGCGAAAACCAGAGUAUGUUGAUCACCGGUGAGUCUGGUGCCGGUAAGACUGAGAACACGAAGAAGGUAAUCGCGUACUUCGCCACCGUUGGUGCCUCCACCAAGAAGUCGGAGGAGGCCAGCGACACCAAGAAGGGCUCCCUAGAAGACCAGGUCGUCCAAACUAAUCCCGUACUUGAGGCGUUCGGUAAUGCCAAGACCGUCCGUAACGACAACUCUUCUCGUUUCGGUAAAUUCAUCCGUAUUCACUUCGGUCCUUCCGGAAAACUGGCCGGUGCUGACAUCGAGACCUACCUGUUGGAGAAAGCUCGUGUCAUCUCCCAACAAUCUCUGGAGCGGUCGUACCAUAUUUUCUACCAGAUGAUGUCGGGUUCCGUUAAGGGUUUGAAGGAGAUGUGCUGUCUCUCGGACAACAUCACCGACUACUACUUCGUCUCUCAGGGAAAGACGACGAUUCCCAACGUCGAUGACGGCGAGGAAUGCACUUUGACCGACCAAGCCUUCGACGUACUUGGUUUCACUCAAGAGGAGAAGGACAACAUUUACAAGAUCACCGCUGCCGUCAUGCACAUGGGUGGCAUGAAGUUCAAGCAGAGAGGUCGCGAAGAACAAGCCGAAGCCGACGGUACCGAGGAAGGUGAACGCGUCGCCAAGCUAUUGGGCUGCGACUGCCAGGACUUGUACAAGAACUUGUUGAAGCCCAGGAUCAAAGUCGGUAACGAGUUCGUCACCCAGGGUCGUAACAAGGACCAGGUCGCCUACUCCGUCGGUGCCAUGUCGAAGGCCAUGUUCGACAGGGUCUUCAAGUGGCUGGUGAAGAAGUGUAACGAGACCCUAGACACCAAACAGAAGCGCCAACAUUUCAUCGGUGUCCUGGAUAUCGCUGGUUUCGAAAUCUUCGACUACAACGGCUUUGAGCAGCUCUGCAUCAACUUCACCAACGAGAAGUUGCAGCAGUUCUUCAAUCACCACAUGUUCGUACUCGAACAAGAGGAGUACAAAAAGGAGGGCAUUGAUUGGGAGUUCAUUGACUUCGGCAUGGACUUGGCCGCUUGUAUCGAACUUAUCGAAAAGCCCAUGGGUAUCCUGUCGAUCCUUGAAGAAGAGUCUAUGUUCCCGAAAGCCACCGACAAGACCUUCGAGGAGAAGUUGAACAACAACCAUCUGGGCAAGAGUCCUAACUUCUUGAAGCCGAAACCGCCGAAGCCCGGUCAACAGGCGGCUCACUUCGCCAUCGGCCAUUAUGCCGGCAACGUACCAUACAACAUCACCGGCUGGCUGGAGAAGAACAAGGACCCGUUGAACGACACGGUAGUCGACCAGUUCAAGAAAUCCACCAACAAGUUGCUGGUUGAGAUCUUCGCUGAUCAUCCUGGACAGUCCGGUGACACCGGCGGUGGCGGCGGCGGAAAGGGAGGUCGUGGAAAGAAGGGAGGUGGCUUCUCCACGGUGUCCUCGUCCUACAAGGAACAGCUGAACAACCUGAUGACCACCCUGAGGGCGACCCAGCCUCACUUCGUCCGUUGUAUCAUCCCCAACGAGUUGAAGCAACCGGGCGUGAUCGAUUCCCACCUGGUGAUGCACCAGCUCACCUGUAACGGUGUACUUGAAGGCAUCCGUAUCUGCCGUAAAGGGUUCCCCAACAGGAUGGUCUACCCUGACUUCAAGCUCCGAUACAAGAUCCUGGCGCCUCAAGCGGUCGACAAAUUAGCGAGCGACCCGAAGAAAGCUGCCGAAGCCGUUCUGGUUGCCGGAGGGCUAGAGCCGGAUCAGUACCGUCUAGGACACACCAAGGUGUUCUUCCGUGCCGGAGUCCUGGGUCAGAUGGAGGAGUUGCGAGACGAGCGACUCAGCAAGAUCGUCUCCUGGAUGCAAGCCUUCGUCAGGGGUUACCUGUCCCGCAAGGAGUACAAGAAGCUCCAGGAACAGCGCCUUGCCCUCCAGGUGGUACAGCGGAACCUCCGCAAGUACCUCCAACUCCGCACUUGGCCCUGGUGGAAGCUCUGGCAGAAGGUCAAGCCUCUGCUCAACGUCACUCGCAUCGAAGACGAGCUCGCCAAAUGGGAGGAAAAGGCCCGCGUCGCCCAGGAAGCCUUCGAGAGGGAGGAAAAGGCCCGCAAAGAACUCGAGGCCCUCAACACCAAGCUCCUCGCCGAGAAGACCGACCUCCUCAAGCAGCUCGAUGGCGAGAAGGGCUCUCUCUCCGAGUUCCAGGAGAAGGCCUCCAAACUGGCUGCUCAGAAGUCCGACCUGGAGUCCCAAGUCAUGGAUGCCCAAGACAGACUCCAGCAGGAAGAGGACGCCAGGAACCAGCUGUUCCAGGCUAAGAAGAAGCUGGAGCAAGAGGUCGCCGGACUGAAGAAGGACGUCGAGGACCUCGAGCUCAACAUCCAAAAGUCCGAGCAGGACAAGGCCACGAAGGACCACCAGAUCCGUAACCUGAACGACGAGAUCGCCCACCAGGACGAGCUGAUCAACAAGCUGAACAAGGAGAAGAAGAACCAGGGCGAGGUCAACCAGAAGACCGCCGAGGAGCUCCAGGCGGCCGAGGACAAGAUCAACCACCUCAACAAAGUCAAGACCAAGCUGGAGCACACCCUUGACGAGCUCGAAGACUCCCUCGAGCGCGAGAAGAAACUUCGCGGCGACGUAGAGAAGACCAAGAGAAAGGUCGAGGGUGACCUGAAGCUGACCCAGGAGGCCGUGGCCGACCUCGAGAGGAACAAGAAGGAGCUGGAGCAGACCAUCCAGCGCAAGGACAAGGAGCUCGCCUCCUUGACCGCCAAGCUCGAGGACGAGCAGUCGGUCGUGGGCAAGGGCCAGAAGCAGAUCAAGGAACUCCAGUCGCGCAUCGAGGAGCUCGAGGAAGAGGUCGAGGCCGAGCGCCAGGCUCGCUCCAAGGCGGAGAAGCAGCGCAGCGAGCUCGCCCGCGAACUCGAGGAGCUGGGUGAGAGACUCGAGGAGGCCGGAGGUGCCACCUCUGCCCAGAUCGAGCUCAACAAGAAGAGGGAGGCCGAGCUCAGCAAGCUCCGCAGGGACCUCGAAGAGGCCAACAUCCAGCACGAAGCCUCGCUCGCCAACCUCCGCAAGAAGCACAACGAUGCCGUCGCCGAGAUGGGAGAGCAGAUCGAUCAGCUCAACAAGCUCAAGGCUAGGGUCGAGAAGGAGAAGGUUCAGUACUUCAGCGAGUUGAACGACCUCCGUGCGACCGUCGACCAUCUCACCAACGAGAAGGCCGCCCAGGAGAAGAUCGCCAAGCAGAUGCAGCACCAGCUGAACGAGGCCCAGGUCAAGCUCGAGGAGGUGAACCGCACGGUGAACGACUUCGACGCGGCCAAGAAGAAGCUGUCGAUCGAGAACAGCGACUUGCUCCGCCAGCUGGAGGAGGCCGAGUCCCAGGUGAGCCAGCUCUCGAAGAUCAAGAUCUCGCUGACCACCCAGCUCGAGGACACGAAGAGACUGGCCGACGAAGAGGGUCGCGAACGCGCCACUCUCCUCGGCAAGUUCCGCAACCUCGAGCACGACUUGGACAACAUCCGCGAGCAGCUGGAGGAGGAGGCCGAGGGCAAGGCCGACCUCCAGAGGCAGCUGAGCAAGGCAAACGCCGAGGCCCAGCUCUGGAGAACGAAGUACGAGUCCGAGGGUGUGGCACGCGCCGAGGAACUCGAAGAAGCCAAGCGCAAACUCCAGGCUCGCCUGGCCGAGGCCGAGGAGACCAUCGAGUCGCUCAACCAGAAGGUGAUCGCCCUCGAGAAAACGAAGCAGCGCCUCGCCACCGAGGUCGAGGAUCUUCAACUCGAGGUCGACCGCGCCACGGCGAUCGCCAACGCCGCCGAGAAGAAGCAGAAGGCCUUCGACAAGAUCAUCGGCGAAUGGAAGCUCAAGGUCGACGACCUCGCCGCCGAGCUCGACGCCAGCCAGAAGGAGUGCCGCAACUACAGCACGGAGCUCUUCAGGCUCAAGGGUGCCUACGAGGAGAGCCAGGAACAGCUGGAAGCCGUUCGCCGGGAGAACAAGAACCUCGCCGACGAGGUCAAGGACCUGCUGGACCAGAUCGGAGAGGGUGGACGCAACAUCCACGAGAUCGAGAAGGCCAGGAAGCGCCUGGAGGCUGAGAAGGACGAGCUCCAGGCGGCUCUCGAGGAGGCCGAGGCCGCUCUCGAGCAGGAGGAGAACAAGGUCCUCCGCAGUCAGCUCGAGCUCAGCCAGGUCAGACAAGAGAUCGAUCGACGCAUUCAGGAGAAGGAGGAGGAGUUCGAGAACACGAGGAAGAACCACCAACGAGCUCUCGACUCGAUGCAAGCUUCCCUCGAGGCGGAGGCUAAGGGCAAGGCAGAGGCUCUGCGCAUGAAGAAGAAGCUCGAGGCCGACAUCAACGAGCUGGAGAUCGCCCUGGACCACGCCAACAAGGCUAACGCCGAGGCGCAGAAGAACAUCAAGCGGUACCAACAGCAGCUGAAGGACGUGCAGACCGCCCUGGAAGAGGAGCAACGCGCAAGGGACGAGGCUCGCGAACUCCUCGGCAUCUCCGAGCGUCGCGCCAACGCCCUGCAGAACGAACUCGAGGAGAGCCGCACUCUUCUGGAACAGGCUGACCGCGGUCGCCGACAGGCCGAACAGGAACUCGGCGACGCCCACGAGCAACUCAACGAGCUGAGCGCCCAAAACGCGUCCAUCUCGGCAGCCAAGAGGAAAUUGGAGGCCGAACUCCAGACGCUGCACUCCGAUCUCGACGAGCUGCUUAACGAGGCGAAGAACUCCGAGGAGAAGGCGAAGAAGGCCAUGGUGGACGCAGCCCGAUUGGCCGACGAACUCCGGGCGGAACAAGAUCACGCACAGACCCAGGAGAAGCUGCGCAAGGCCCUCGAGACGCAAAUCAAGGAGCUCCAGGUCCGCCUCGACGAGGCCGAGGCCAACGCCCUGAAGGGAGGCAAGAAGGCCAUCCAGAAACUCGAACAGCGCGUCCGCGAGCUGGAGAACGAACUCGACGGAGAACAGAGGAGGCAUGCCGACGCCCAGAAGAACCUCCGCAAAUCGGAGCGCCGCAUCAAGGAGCUCAGCUUCCAGGCUGACGAGGACCGCAAGAACCACGAGCGCAUGCAAGACCUGGUUGACAAGCUGCAGCAGAAGAUCAAGACGUACAAGAGGCAGAUCGAGGAGGCGGAGGAAAUCGCCGCGCUGAACCUUGCGAAAUUCCGCAAGGCGCAACAGGAGCUGGAAGAAGCCGAAGAGAGGGCGGACCUCGCGGAACAGGCGAUCACCAAGUUCCGCACCAAAGGGCGCGGAGGAAGCGCAACCCGUGGCCUCAGCCCAGCGAACCAGAAGGGUCGCAAGGCGCCCACCCUGGAGUAGCCCGCUAACGCCGGUCCAUCCACACCGACCUGCGUUCAAACCCCAGCUCGACGGUUCCGCAUUCCCGCCACGCUUCGACCUACAGCCCGAUGGUGAUUUCUAAGCCGGCGACAGAUCGACAUCCUCAUCGAGAAGCCUCGUCCUUCUUCCACCGCGCCCGAGCGAUCACCGAUUGACCGACAAAACAAAGGGAGAAAUGAAGGAGGAGCCGAAGCACGUGCGUCCGUUUCGUUCUGGAAGCAGCGCCGCCGACCUCGAGGAUCCUUGAAGAGGACCUCGAGGAGAAACAGCGGCCGGAUCGGACCUCGACCUACCUAAAUCGAGACAAAGGUCGUUAGAGAACGACGAAACGACGACGAAGGACUCGCCGAACGAGGGCGACGAAACGGACGGACGGCGAGCAGCUCCCCGGAAGGACGAGGACAUGGACAGCGUCAGAAAGAGAGAAAGAAAGAGAGAGAGAGAGAAUGAGAGAGAACGAGAAUGAGAGAAGAGGGACACGUCGGAAGAGGAGUUACAGGAAGUCGAACGAAGAGGGAGACAUAUAUACUUAUAAACAGGCGGGACACGCACGGAAACGCGAAUCCACUAUUGAAAACAGGCACGAGCGAACGCUAUUGUCGUCACCGCGCGGAUACACUGUCCUAUCCUAUAUGAAGUAAUUUAAUUUAUAAACUACGCAAUAUGUAUUUAUUAAAGUAACUAAGCAAUAAAAAGGUAAAGGUAAGAACUCAAUCCCGUAAUAUGUACGGAAGGUGCGCGGUGCAAGCUGGACGCGGAAUAGAACCGAAAGUGUCCCGGUCGGUCCCGCGAGGGCCCGGAAGAGUCCCCGAGGACCCCAGGGGUCCCGGGGACCCUUCCCAGGGGAUCCCUCGGUCGCCCACCGACGUGUAUGUACAUAUGUAGUAUCGAGAUGCCGUGGCAAUGUUCUGUAUGUUUACAUGUACCCUCGCAAGCGACUGUAAAACCCAAUAAACGUGCGUGCACCCGUU
Molecule: messenger RNA, 7150 nt
Organism: Orussus abietinus
Lineage: Eukaryota; Metazoa; Arthropoda; Insecta; Hymenoptera; Orussidae
Gene: Mhc
Product: myosin heavy chain, muscle
Exons: 27
Coding region: 297-6158 (1953 amino acids)
Cellular component (GO): myosin complex
Molecular function (GO): actin filament binding; cytoskeletal motor activity; ATP binding
Source: RefSeq, a predicted model, not a curated record